Dromiciops gliroides (monito del monte) is the source of this 3932-nucleotide messenger RNA. RefSeq names its product phospholipase A2 group VI (gene PLA2G6). The transcript has 17 exons. Lineage: Eukaryota; Metazoa; Chordata; Mammalia; Microbiotheria; Microbiotheriidae. Gene Ontology annotation, cellular component: mitochondrion. Gene Ontology annotation, molecular function: protein binding. Gene Ontology annotation, biological process: cardiolipin acyl-chain remodeling; positive regulation of ceramide biosynthetic process. The record is from RefSeq and is a predicted model, not a curated record. The coding region runs from base 483 to 2978 and encodes 831 amino acids.
AGUGCCUUUUCUUCUGUGAAGUGCCGUAGGAAGGACGUGCCAGGUCACUGAGGCUAACCAAAAAGCUCAUCCAGUCAUAGCCUAUUCGAGGUGCAUGGGACCAUGCCUUGAUUGUAGCAAUCUCGACAGUGAGGUCCCCGGGGAAGAAAGUUGCCUGAGGUCACUCGGCACACAGGCCGAUUGCAGAGCCAGGCCUAGCGCUGCAGCCUCCUGACUCACACGGUAACCCUCCGCUGCCCCGCCUCCCAGUCCCCGCACGAGCCCUAAUAUAAGAAUCCGAGCUGGCUGGGCAAGCGUGGGUCGUCUGUCAGGCGACGUGCCCGUUCCAGCCGGGAAAAAGAGAUUGGCGUUUGUCUGAUCGUGCCCUCUUGGGGACCUUGCCGAAGCUCUUGAGGACUCCAGGGCCCAGUCUGGUGGCAGAAGGCCUGGUGGGGAGGAAGAGGGACGUCUGGGCAGAAUUCCACAACGCUUGGUGAGGUGGGAUGGGGGACCAAGCCCAGCUGACCACAGACCCCGUUUUCUUCCAGACGGAGGGAGAAGAAAGCAAGACCGACCCCCCCACUCCCGGGAGGAUGCAAUUCUUUGGCCGCCUGGUUAGCACAAUUAGCAAUGUCACCAACUUGUUUUCCAACCCAUUUCGGGUGAAAGAAGUGUCCAUGGCUGACUACAGAGCCUGUAUCCAGCUCAGGGAGGAAGGACAGUUGAUUUUGUUUAAGAACAGCACUCAUCGCACGUGGGACUGCCUGCUGGUGAACCCCAGAUCCCCGCAGAAUGGAUUCCGGCUCUUCCAGCUGGAGACGGAGCCCGAGGCUAUGGUGAACUUUCAGCAGUUUUCCUCAGUGCUGCCACCCUUUUAUGAGAGUUCAGCCCGGGUGUUGCAAGUGGACAUCCUGCAGCAGCUGACAGACUGCAUCCGAAGCCACCCCAGCUGGUCCAUGGCCCACGUGGCUGUGGAGCUGGGGAUCCGGGAAUGUUUUCACCACACUCGAGUCGUCAGUUGUGCCAACAGCACAGAGAAUGAGGAGGGGUGCACCCCCUUGCACCUGGCGUGCCGAAAGGGUGAUGGGGAGAGCUUGGUGGAGUUAGUCCAGUAUUGCCACGCCCGUAUGGAUGUCACAGACAACAACGGGGAGACCGCCUUCCAUUAUGCUGUGCAGGGGGACAAUCCGCAGGUGCUGCAGCUCCUGGGAAAGAACCCAUCGGCCGGCCUGAACCACGUCAGCAACCACGGCCAGACGCCGCUACACCUGGCCUGUCAGCUGGGCAAGCCGGACAUGGUCCGCGUGCUGCUGCUGUGUAAUGCCCGCUGCAACGUCGUGGGUCAGCACGGCUACGCCAUCCACACAGCCAUGAAAUUCUGCCAGCGCGGGUGUGCUGAGGUGAUCAUCAACAUGGACAACAGCCAGAUCCAGAGCAAGGACCCCCGAUAUGGAGGCAGCCCCCUCCACUGGGCCAAGAACGCAGAGAUGGCUCGGCUGCUGCUGAACCGGGGCUGUGAUGUGAACAUGGUGAGCAACUCAGGGGACACGGCCUUGCACAUCGCCGUGACGCGGGACCGCUUUGACUGCGUCAUGGUGAUGCUGACCUACGGCGCCAACGCCGGGGCCCGCGGAGAGCACAGCAACACACCGCUGCAUCUGGCCAUGAUGAAAGACAACAUCGAGAUGAUCAAAGCCCUCAUUGUGUUUGGUGCCGAGGUCGACACCCCCAAUGACUUUGGAGAGACUCCUGCCAUGAUUGCAUCAAGGGUUCACAAAGUCGUCACCAGGAAUUCGCUCUUGGCUCUGCUGAAAACCAUUGGAGCUGACCACCUCACGGCCCCCGGCGCACCCCUGGAGCUCUCCCAGCCUUCCACCUCCUCCCAGGACAGAGCGACGCCCCCGCGGAUGCCCCUGCGUGAGAUCGAGCUGCAGGACUUCGUCCACCUUUCUCGGUCCCGGAAGCCCAACUUCAUCCUGAGCUCCAUGAGGGACGAGCGGAGAACCCACGACCACCUGCUCUGUCUGGACGGAGGCGGAGUGAAGGGCCUCGUUCUCAUCCAGCUGCUCAUGGCCAUCGAGAAAGCCGCGGGCAUCCCCACCAAGGAUCUCUUCGACUGGGUGGCUGGGACCAGCACGGGCGGGAUCCUGGCUCUGGCCAUCCAGCACGGUAAGUCCAUGGCCUACAUGCGUGGCCUGUACUUCCGCAUGAAGGACGAGGUGUUCCGCGGCUCCAGGCCUUAUGAGUCAGCCCCACUGGAGGAGUUCCUGAAGAGGGAAUUCGGGGAGCACACCAAGAUGACAGACAUCAAGAGACCCAAGGUCAUGUUGACGGGGACCCUGUCUGACCGCCAGCCUGCUGAGCUUCACCUCUUCCGCAAUUACGAUGCCCCCGAGACCAGAAAUGAACCACGCUUUGCACAGAAUCCCAACUUGCCCCCCCUCACCCAGCCUCAAGACCAGCUGGUGUGGAGGGCAGCCCGCAGCAGUGGGGCGGCCCCCACCUACUUCCGCCCCAUCGGGCGCUUCCUUGAUGGAGGACUCUUGGCCAACAACCCAACACUGGAUGCCAUGACGGAGAUCCAUGAGUAUAACCAGGACAUGCUCCGCAAGGGCCAAGGUCACAAGGUGAAGAAGCUUUCCCUGGUGGUCUCCCUGGGCACCGGGAAGUCCCCGCAAGUACCUGUGAGCUGCGUGGAUGUCUUCCGCCCCAGCAACCCCUGGGAACUGGCCCGCACGGUCUUCGGAGCCAGGGAGCUGGGCAAAAUGGUGGUCGAUUGUUGCACAGACCCUGACGGGCGAGCUGUGGACCGGGCUCGCGCCUGGUGCGAGAUGGUUGACAUCCACUACUUCAGACUCAACCCCCAGCUGGGAACAGACAUCAUGCUGGAUGAGGUCAGCGACACGGUGCUGGUGAACGCCCUCUGGGAGACCGAGGUCUACAUCUAUGAACAGCGAGAUCAGUUACAGAAGCUGGUCCAGCAGCUUCUCACCCCCUGAGGCUGGCGGAGGGCGAGGGGGGCAUCGGUCCUGCCCCACCCCCACCCUGCUCCACCUCCCCUCAGAGACCUUGUGAGGAACGACGUCUGGGACCUCCCAAGUCGAGACCCCGACUUCCAGGAGGAAGACUGAGGGGCUCAGAGGGCGUGGCCAGCCCCAGACGAGCACCCAUCUGAAGGGGCAUCUUCUCCCACCCCACCUCUGAGGGCCUCAAGCGUGGAGCUCUCUCUUCUGGCCGUUACUGCCUUAAAGUGUUGACCAGAGUGACCAACAUCCUUAUGCCUUGUCUCCUCCUCCCUCCCCCUUGGCCUCCAUCAGGUGACAGACCCCCAGAGGACCAACCUCGUGCUACCUUCGCCUCCAGAGCCACUCUUGGCCCAGCUGGGCUCCUGGGCUGGGGACGUCCUGGCAAGAAAACUGGACAGGAGCCUACAGGAUUUGUUGUUAGGACCCUGGAUGGGGGGCCUGGGGAACUGGGGGGAGAGGAAAACUGGUGAAGACCGCAGAGACAGAUGUGGAAAUAAUCUGCCUUCUCUGCGGGGGGCCUGGGCUGGCGUGCCCCCUCCUCCUCUUGGCUCUCACUCCUAGGCUACAGAUUCCCAUAAGUCCCUAACUCCCCUUCACCUCCCCAAGGGAAAAUCCACUGACCCCAGGAAGGAGGAAGCUCUCCUGUCUCAGCCCAAGAGCUCUCAAAGUCCUUGUCUUGUUGGUUUUUCCGUUCUCUUCUCCCUCCCUCCCCUCGCUCCUCCAUUGGCUCAGUUCUUAAAUAACAGUUAAUUUAUUAUUUUGGACAAGGAAAUGAUAUAAGCUGCUCCUUGGGCCCUUGCUCUUGGUCCCCCCCCCAAGAAGAUGUGGGCAGGAACAGGGGUGCUAGGCUGCCACCAGCCUCCCUACCUCCAGUCCUCUUCAAGAGUGAAUCCUCAAACCAAAAUAAAUGACUUGGAUUGAACCUGC